AUGGCUGUUCUUUGGAAUGUUUCACUUAGAAAAGCUGUUGCCAUUGAUGUGCCUAAUGUUGCAUAUCAGAAAUAUAGAACAAUUCUAGGUUUUGGGGUUUGUGAUGAGACUUGUGAUCCUAAGAUCGUCAAGAUUAUAUAUAUUAAUAGUCAGAGGGAUAUUGAAAGUACAUCCGAUAGCAUCCCUUGGCAAGUUGAGGUGUUUACAUUAAGCACCAGGGCUUGGAGAAGUCCAUAUAGCAGCAAUCUCCCACGUAAAUCAAUUGAAUUUCGCUUGGAGCAGGUAUUUGUUGAUCAGUUUCUUUACUGGUGUGCUACUGAUAGGGUUACUAUAGAUGGUGGAAUUCAGUCAUACAAUGUGAUUAUUUCAUUUGAUAUAACAAGUGAAAAAUUUAGAGAAAUCAACCUCCCGGAUGCUUUAGCACACCACCAACCUUAUAAGUUGUCCAUAUCUAAACUAAAGGAGUCUCUUGUUGUGGUUCAAAGCUGUGGAGAGAUCAAUGAUGGUGUUUUCCGUGUAUGGAUGAUGGAGGAUGGCGUUCCAAAAUCGUUUACAAAGAUAUUCACUGUUUGCACACCAGGUACAAAAGUUCUAUCAGUACCGGAAUUUAGGAAGAGUGGUGAACCUAUAAUUCAAACUGUAGAUGAUUCUUGUGGCGCACAUGAAUAUGUUACUUCACUUUCUGUUUGUGAACCCCGCUCAAAACUCAUCAGUGAUCUUGGUAUUAGUGGAUGGUUGUGUUCGUUUUCUGUGUAUUCUUACAUGGAAACAUUACUUCUGCUUGAUCAACCAGAUCUUACAACUAAUGACAUUUGA
Helianthus annuus (common sunflower) is the source of this 816-nucleotide messenger RNA. RefSeq lists its product as uncharacterized. The coding region runs from base 1 to 816 and encodes 271 amino acids. The record is from RefSeq and is a predicted model, not a curated record. The transcript has a single exon. Lineage: Eukaryota; Viridiplantae; Streptophyta; Magnoliopsida; Asterales; Asteraceae.